Plasmodium vivax (malaria parasite P. vivax) is the source of this 1698-nucleotide messenger RNA. RefSeq lists its product as hypothetical. The record is from RefSeq and is a predicted model, not a curated record. Gene Ontology annotation, cellular component: cytoplasm; Ino80 complex. Lineage: Eukaryota; Apicomplexa; Aconoidasida; Haemosporida; Plasmodiidae. Gene Ontology annotation, biological process: regulation of DNA-templated transcription. Bases 1 to 1698 code for a protein of 565 amino acids. The transcript is spliced from 2 exons.
AUGGAAGGGAGGUUUAAAAAAAGUGACAGCGAAAGUGACUACAAGUAUUAUGUGCUGCAAAUAGGGCGAAAAUACACCUAUGUAGGAUUUUCAGGGCUACACAAACCCCUGUCAGUUUACAGGACCCCCGAUUUUUUUCGGUACAAUGAAAGUUUCCACAAUUGCGCUGAGGAUAAGAAGGGGGCAUACGACGUGGUGGGAGAUGUUCCGGAGGGGGAAGCGGCUUCCUUGCGGGGGAGCGCGGGUAGCGCGGAUAGCGCGGCUCAACAGGGGGAAGAUGCCAACCAGGGCAAACGCGAGAAAGGAUCUAACCAGGACCAACAGGAGGAAGAUGCCAGCCAGGACCAACAGGUGGAAGGCGCUAACCCGGACCCAAACCAGGUCAGUGUUGACCAGGCUCAACGCGAGAAAGGCGCUACCCCGGACCAACAGGAGGCAGAUGCCAGCCUGGACCAACGUCAGAACACCCCUCGCAGGGAGCACCGCCUCCCCCGCUCGGGGGGCAGCAAACACGAAGGGAGCCUGAUCUACCACUACGAGUACAAAUUCCACCAAGACGAGAAGCUGUGGAGCAAAUUCUUCGAAGAAUUCACAUUCCAGAUUUUUCGCAAGUUAAUAAAAACGAGCAACAAGGCAAAAAAAGUGAUCGUCCUUUUGAACAUGUUCAUCCCAACGAUAAUUAAAUAUUCCCUCUGCAAAAGUUUGAUUGAAAAUUAUGAAUACGGUUCUAUCUCGUACAUAAACGAUUUAGUGUCUCCUCUUUUCCUGUGCAACUGCAACACGUGUGUGGUGAUCGACUUGGGUUACUUAAGCUGUCGGUUGCUGCCCGUAAUGAACGGCAUGCCAUUAUACCACCAUUACACGUAUGUAGACAAUGGGGGGUUUUACAUCAAUAUGGAGAUUAAAAGGUUGCUGAAGGAGCAGUAUGUGAGAAGGGCUCAGAGGAGGAGAGCCGCACGCGAUUGCGAAGAUUCAAGCGCUUCAUUUGUGCAUGCCAGUGAUGGGGAAGGCCUUACCAAUGUACAGAAUACAGAGGAUGGCUAUUCGGAAACACCCCACGAAGAAAAACCCACGGAGGGGGAAAAAGGAGAAACAAAGACCUCACAGGGACUACUUAAUUAUUACCUCGAUUUAUACCCACUGGAAGAAAUACUAAACGUCAUCGACAGCAUGCCAGAUGACGAAAUAGAAAAUAUGAAGAUGAAAUUUUUUUAUUUAAAAAAUGAAGAAGCCAAAUUGUAUAGCAACAAAAUUGUCCUGUAUGAAUUUCAAAAUUACGAAAUUGUCGUAGAAGCAGAUACUAGGUGGAUGGCCUGCGAAAUAUUAUUUACAAAAGAUUAUGAGCAGAAUAUAAAUUUUAUGUUCAACUCCAUACUGUCUAAAUUACACAUGUUUGAGUUUUCCGUUUUCCACAAUGUGCUGCUGGUUGGUGGGUGUAGUAACAUCAAGGGGAUCGUUUCGAAAAUUGCUCAAUCCCUUUUCCACGCGUUAAGAGAGAAAAAAAAGACAUCCGUGAAAGAUUUGGAAAAUAGGGUCAACUUCCUCUUUCCAAAGAUAUCCCCCAACCUGCGCCAAUUCAUAGGGGCCUCCAUCUGCUCGAAUUUGGAGAACCUGCCAGACUACACGCAGGAGCACGUGCAUAACAGUGUGCUGUACGACCACCUCAACGAAGACGUCUACUUAACCUUUAAGCGGUGA